AUGAACAUAAAUGAUGCGGAGUUGAAGAAACUGGAGGCACAGAUUGCAUCCAUGUCGCCCAACAUGGCCGCCAUACAGCAGUACCGGAACAAAGUGGACCUCUACCUUAGUCGGGUAGCUGAACUCGAUCAUGUGACUGACCUGCGCAACGAACAAUUGCGACAGGAGGCGGAAGCCAAGGGGACACGUCUGUCUGAAUUCAUGGCGGGAUUCAAUGUGAUCACCACGCGCCUGAAGGAGAUGUACCAACUGUUGACUCAAGGUGGCGACGCCGAGUUGGAGCUCAUUGACUCCCUGGAUCCCUUCUCCGAGGGUAUCGUUUUCAGCGUUCGUCCACCAAAGAAGACCUGGAAGAGCAUCGCAAACUUGUCGGGCGGCGAGAAGACCCUAUCCAGCCUUGCUCUCGUGUUUGCUCUGCACCACUUCAAGCCGACACCGCUCUAUCUGGCGGACCGGCUAGUCGGUAUCUACAAGACGCACAACAUCACGAAGUCCAUCUCCGUGGACUGUCACGUGCUGGCUCAGCGCUUGAACCAGGCUGUG
Molecule: messenger RNA, 543 nt
Organism: Dibothriocephalus latus
Lineage: Eukaryota; Metazoa; Platyhelminthes; Cestoda; Diphyllobothriidea; Diphyllobothriidae
Source: the annotation of a GenBank genome assembly